This is a messenger RNA of Coccinella septempunctata (seven-spotted ladybird), 566 nucleotides long. RefSeq names its product 60S ribosomal protein L27a (gene RpL27A). Gene Ontology annotation, molecular function: structural constituent of ribosome. The record is from RefSeq and is a predicted model, not a curated record. Gene Ontology annotation, biological process: translation. Bases 94 to 540 code for a protein of 148 amino acids. Gene Ontology annotation, cellular component: cytosolic large ribosomal subunit; ribosome. NCBI's taxonomy places the organism in Eukaryota, Metazoa, Arthropoda, Insecta, Coleoptera, Coccinellidae. The transcript has 5 exons.
CAGUUACCAAAUUUCUAUGAAUAUUUCAAAUGAAGUUUAUCAACGCUAGGUUAUCCUUCUUUCAAGAAUCUUCAAGUUAGUUUUGCACACACGAUGUCGACUCACAAGAAGAAAACUAGGAAGUUGAGGGGUCAUGUAAGCCAUGGACAUGGUAGAAUCGGUAAACAUCGCAAGCACCCUGGAGGUCGCGGUAACGCUGGUGGUAUGCACCACCAUCGUAUAAAUUUCGAUAAAUACCAUCCUGGAUAUUUUGGAAAGCUUGGUAUGGUUCGAUACCAUCAAAGGAAGAACUCAAAGUGGCAACCUGCCUUGAACUUGGACAAACUGUGGUCACUUGUCAGUGAACAGACUAGAUUGAAAUACAAAGACCAUCCCGAAGGAAAAGCACCUGUAAUCAAUCUUAUCAAAGCUGGAUAUUACAAGCUUUUGGGAAAAGGAAGACUUCCACCUCAACCCGUCAUUGUUAAGGCAAAAUUCUUCUCCAAAAAAGCUGAAGAUAAAAUUAAGGCUGUAGGAGGAGCAUGUAUAUUAUCUGCUUAAGUAGAAAUAAAGUUUUAUAAAUCACA